UUAGUUAGCUCUGUCUGCCAUCCAGGCUGCGCAGUCGAUCACAGUCAGUAGCAGCCUUGGCUGUGCAGUACCUGUUGACGUGGUAACGGCGCCUGUUAUCAAAUCUCCACGUAUCCAUGAGUAAAAGUUAGCGAAAAGCAAGUGCUACUAAAAGCGAGAAGUCAUGCUGGACUUUGCCAUCUUCGCUGUUACGUUUGUCAUCAUCCUGGUGGGCGCUGUUCUCUAUCUGUACCCGUCAUCCAGAAGGGCCUCUGGCAUCCCAGGUCUCAAUCCUACAGAUGAGAAGGAUGGGAACCUGCAGGACAUCGUGAACAAAGGCAGUCUGCACGAGUUCCUCGUCAGUCUCCAUCAGGAGUUUGGGUCUGUGGCGUCGUUCUGGUUCGGCAGCCGGCCGGGGGUCAGCCUGGGCUCUGUGCAGCAGCUACGCCAACACAUCAACCCCAACCACAGCACUGACUCCUUUGAGACGAUGCUGAAGUCGUUGCUAGGUUACCAGUCGGGAAUGGGAGGCGGGGCCUCCGAGACUGUGAUAAGGAAAAAGAUGUACGAGAGCGCCAUCAACAACACGCUGAAGAACAACUUCCCUCUUGUGCUCAAGCUGGUGGAGGAGCUGGUGGAAAAGUGGAAGUCAUUCCCGGAGGAUCAACACACCCCGCUGUGUGCCCACCUGUUAGGUCUGGCCAUGAAGACUGUCACCCAGCUGGCUCUGGGCGAGAGCUUCAGAGAUGAUGCGGAGGUCAUCUCCUUCCGCAAGAACCACAACGCGAUCUGGUCAGAAAUUGGGAAAGGCUACUUGGAUGGCUCCCUUGAGAAAAGCUCCAGCAGGAAAGGACAUUAUGAGAAGGCUCUGUCAGAGAUGGAGUCAGUGCUGCUGUCUGUGGCGAAGGCGAGAAAAGCCCAGAGGAAGCAGACGGUGUUUGUGGACACUCUUCUUCAGUCCAGCCUCACAGAACGACAGAUCAUGGAGGACUGUAUGGUUUUCACUUUGGCUGGAUGCGUCAUCACUGCUAACUUGUGUAUUUGGGCACUUCACUUCCUGUCUGCAUCAGAGGAAGUUCAGGAUAAACUUUACCAGGAGCUGGAUGCAGUUUUGGGUUCGGAUCCAAUUACGUUGGACAAGAUCCCUCAGCUCAGAUACUGCCAGCAGGUCCUCAACGAGACGGUGAGGACUGCCAAGCUGACCCCUGUCGCGGCUCGGCUUCAGGAAGUGGAGGGCAAAGUCGAUCAACACGUCAUCCCCAAAGAGACUUUGGUCAUCUACGCUUUGGGAGUGGUCCUGCAAGACUCUGACACCUGGAGUGCCCCGUACAGGUUUGACCCAGAUCGAUUUGAGGAGGAAUCGGUCAGGAAGAGCUUCUGUCUGCUCGGAUUCUCAGGAAAUCAAACAUGCCCAGAGCUCAGGUUCGCCUACACCGUAGCUACUGUCCUGCUCAGCACGUUGGUGCGGCAGCUAAAGCUUCACCGGUUGAAGGAACAGGUUGUGGAGGUCCGAUCCGAGCUGGUAGCAACACCUAAGGACGAAACCUGGAUCACCGUCAGCAAAAGAAACUAGAACUAGUUCUUAAAACCACUGCAGAGAGAAAAAUGAUACAUUUGUUCAAAUAAUUACCAGCAAAGUAUUUCAUUUUUUAGCAGCCACGUUAACGCCUGCCUUUUUGGGAUUAAACUCUUAAUUUGCAUUCUUCUCAAAGACUCCUUUUUUAGUUUUUUACAACCUUUUGUCCACAAUCAAAGGUUUUUUUUACUGUACAGUAAUCUGAGGCCUUAAGCACUUCAGUACCUGUUCUGUCCUCAGGUCAGAUUUGCACUUGUUGAAAGACUCCAUCUGUUAAAGGUCCAAAAUGUGGCGGUUUAAUAGAUUAAAACAAUUUAUGCUGCCAAAUGUUUUUGUAUAAUUAAUCCCCUGUACAACUUGCCUUGAGUCAAAAUUCCCCAUGCCAUGUGGCUUGUUUGUCUAUUGAUAUAACCCACGUGGUAAUUAGUUUCCCUUUCUUAAACAUCAUACAUAUUAUUAAAUAUGUGUGAGGAUU
Molecule: messenger RNA, 2030 nt
Organism: Larimichthys crocea (large yellow croaker)
Lineage: Eukaryota; Metazoa; Chordata; Actinopteri; Sciaenidae
Gene: cyp20a1
Product: cytochrome P450, family 20, subfamily A, polypeptide 1
Exons: 13
Coding region: 164-1552 (462 amino acids)
Cellular component (GO): membrane
Molecular function (GO): oxidoreductase activity, acting on paired donors, with incorporation or reduction of molecular oxygen; heme binding; iron ion binding
Source: RefSeq, a predicted model, not a curated record